UUCCUUGCUGCGUAGCGUGUAAACGCCGCGGCCUUUUCCGUUUCUUCCUAACUGACUGUAACAUGGGAGUCCCGGCGUUUUUCCGAUGGCUGAGCCGCAAAUAUCCCUCCAUUGUUGUGCAUUCCGUAGAGGAGAAGCCAAAAGAAUGCAACGGAAUCAAGAUACCAGUAGACACCAGCAAGCCGAACCCAAAUGAAGUCGAGUUUGAUAACCUUUAUUUGGAUAUGAAUGGUAUUAUUCAUCCAUGCACUCACCCCGAGGACAAACCAGCACCCAAAAAUGAGGAUGAAAUGAUGGUUGCGAUUUUUGAGUACAUCGACAGACUUUUCAACAUUGUGAGGCCAAGGAGAUUACUUUAUAUGGCCAUAGAUGGUGUGGCUCCACGUGCGAAAAUGAAUCAACAGCGUUCUAGAAGAUUUAGGGCUUCUAAGGAGGGUGUGGAAUUGACAGAAGAGAAAGCCAAAAUACGUGAAGAAGUAUUGUCCAAAGGUGGUUAUCUCCCUUCUGAAGAAGUGAAGGAAAGAUUCGACAGUAACUGUAUUACUCCUGGCACAGAGUUUAUGGACAACUUGGCAAAAUGUCUUCGCUACUACAUCGCUGAUCGCUUAAAUAAUGAUCCCGGCUGGAAAAAUCUUACUGUCAUUUUGUCAGAUGCCAGUGCUCCUGGUGAAGGUGAACAUAAAAUCAUGGAUUACAUCAGACGGCAAAGAGCUCAGCCUCACCAUGACCCAAACACCCAUCACUGUUUAUGUGGUGCUGAUGCUGAUCUUAUUAUGCUUGGAUUGGCUACUCAUGAGCCUUAUUUUACAAUCAUCAGAGAAGAGUUUAAACCGAACCAACCAAGACCUUGUGCUUUGUGUGGUCAGGUUGGACAUGAAAUCAAGGAAUGUCAGGGGCUACCCAGAGAGAAGAAAGGGGAGCACGAUGAAUUUGCAGAUCGUCCACCGGGCAGUGAACAGGAAUUUAUUUUCAUUCGCCUUAAUGUAUUGCGUGAGUAUCUGGAGAAAGAGCUGGCCAUGCCAAACUUACCUUUUCCUUGUGACUUUGAAAGAAGUGUUGACGAUUGGGUCUUCAUGUGUUUCUUUGUGGGGAAUGAUUUUCUACCUCACCUGCCAUCUCUUGAAAUCAGGGAGGGAGCCAUAGAUCGACUUGUUAACAUUUACAAAAAUGUUGUGCAUAAGACUGGGGGCUAUCUUACAGAAAGUGGGUUUGUGAAUCUGGAAAGAGUGCAGAUGAUCAUGCUGGCAGUUGGUGAAGUUGAAGAUGGCAUUUUCAAAAAGAGAAAGGAAGAUGACGAGAGCUUUAAAAGAAGAAACAAGGAGAAAAGAAAAAGAAUGAAGAGAGAACAAGCAGCACCUGCUUUCCUUCCAUCUGGACAGUUUGCACCCCAGGCACUCGGUCGGGGCAACAGUUCUGCCCCAAAUGCGAUUAACAACCCAAGGCAAGCGGCCUAUGAAAUGAGAAUGCAGAAUUCAAAUUUCAACCACACAGACUCAAAUGCUUCAGGAACAAAACGGAAAGCUGAUGACAGCGACAGUGAGCCUGAGCCAGAAGAUAAUAUCAGGUUAUGGGAAGAUGGCUGGAAACAACGCUAUUAUAAGAAUAAGUUUGAUGUUGAUGCCUCAGAUGAGAAAUUUCGCCGGAAAGUUGUACAGUCGUAUGUUGAAGGACUUUGCUGGGUGCUGAGAUAUUAUUACCAGGGAUGUGCUUCGUGGAAGUGGUUCUUCCCGUUCCAUUAUGCUCCUUUUGCAUCAGAUUUUGAGAACAUCACAGAGCUUUUUACAGAAUUUGAAUUGAACACAAAACCAUUUAAACCACUUGAACAACUCAUGAGUGUAUUUCCAGCCGCUAGUGGGAACUUUCUGCCAACUACAUGGAGGAAGCUUAUGAGUGACCCGGACUCGAGUAUAAUCGACUUUUACCCGGAUGAUUUUGCUAUUGAUUUAAAUGGAAAGAAAUAUGCUUGGCAAGGUGUUGCUCUCUUGCCAUUUGUUGAUGAGCGUCGUCUGAGAGCCGCUUUGGAAGAGGUUUACCCUGACCUCACUCCUGAUGAAAUAAGAAGAAAUAGCCUUGGAGGUGAUCAUUUGUUUGUUGGGAAACACCACCCUUUAAAUGACUUUAUACAUGAAUUGUACAAGACAAACUCUAUUGAGCCAACUGACAUACCCCCUGAAUUGUGCCAUGGUAUUCAAGGAAAACUUGAAAUUCAUGAAGGAGCAAUUUUACCCCAUAAGAUUGUGGAAUCACCAGUUCCUAUGUUACGAGAUUUGGCUCAGAAUUAUUCAAUUGGCAUAAAGUUUAAAGAUCCAGAGUACGAAGAGGGUUAUGUUUUUAAAGCGGUGGUUUUACAAGGUGCAAAGAAGCCCCCUAUAACCUUAAAACCAGGAGACUGGGAGAGGACAAACAACAACGGAAGACCAUGGAGACCACAGAUUGGCUUCAAUCACAAUAGAAAGCAGGGUCACCUAGAUCAAUCUGCGUUCCGAACUUUGGGGCAUACAUUACCACAAACCAGAGGUCAUGCAAGGGGUGGGCAUUAUGGCAACAUCCCCCCUCCAGGAUCAUACAAUCCUAUAAAUACAUACAGAAUGCCCUCUAGACAACCUCAGCUACAAAACUUUUUAACUCCUGUUGAUGCAAGGAUGCAAAAUUCCUGGGGAAACCGCCCGCCUGUAUUUAACCAGCCACCACAAAGAAGUUAUGGACAAAUGCAGGCCCCAAACCCUGCUUUCCCAAAUCAACAGAUGGGACCUGGAGGACCAAGUAAUUAUUACCAGAGACAUGGCGGAGACCGAAAUAGACAGGGAUACAGCCAAGGAAGGAAUUUUCAUUUACCACCACCUUCUGGAAGAUACAAUUGGAAAUAAUUGCAUUCUUUUCAAAAUCAACUUUUUUUUUUUUGUUUUUUAAACCUUUUUUUUAA
Molecule: messenger RNA, 2923 nt
Organism: Spea bombifrons (plains spadefoot toad)
Lineage: Eukaryota; Metazoa; Chordata; Amphibia; Anura; Pelobatidae
Gene: XRN2
Product: 5'-3' exoribonuclease 2
Exons: 30
Coding region: 63-2867 (934 amino acids)
Biological process (GO): nuclear-transcribed mRNA catabolic process
Cellular component (GO): nucleus
Molecular function (GO): RNA binding; 5'-3' RNA exonuclease activity
Source: RefSeq, a predicted model, not a curated record